AUGGAGCACCUGAAGGCUUAUGAUGACGAAAAGCAAACACAGAUUGUCCACGAUAUAUUCGUCGUUAGCAAUAGCACCUCGUCUUCAUCCUCAUCCGCAUGCUCAACUACAUCAUCUCGCACCGCGUGUGACCCUGACAACCGUCUUGCGAUCGAAUUAUACACCUCUUCCAAAGAGCCGGCUUUCACCUUUGAUCCCCCCGAUGGCGGAUGGCGAGCAUGGUCUCAGGUUCUUGCCGCCAAUCUAGCCAAUGCUGUAUCAUGGGGUUAUGCCGCUACAUUUGGAGUAUACCAGUUGUACUACGUUGAUGCUCUCGGGCUAGCAUCCUCUAAAGUAUCUUGGAUCGGCUCCGUUCAAGUCUUUCUCGCCUUUGUUGUCUGUGCUCCAUCUGGACGCAUUGCAGAUGCAGGCUACGCCCACGAAAUUAUUAUUAUCGGUUGCUUUUUUGUCGUCCUGGGCUCUUAUAUGACUAGCUUCUGCUACGAGUAUUGGCAAAUUAUGCUUGCUCAGGGGGUUUGCACUGGAAUCGGGCUUGGGGUCAUCUCUACGCCAGCAGUCGCCAUAACCAGCUCCUAUUUUGACAAACACAGGUCACUGGCGCUGUCCAUGUCAGCGAUGGGAACGUCGGCGGGAGGUGUUAUCUUCCCAGCAAUAGUGCAGUACCUGAUUCCUGAGAUAGGCUUUCGUUGGGCUACCAGAGUUGCAGCUCUCGUAGCCCUUGUGAUUUGUAUAGGCGCUUGUGUGCUCCUAAAGCCUUACAUCCCCGGCCGUAAGACUGGUCCACUAGUUGAAUGGUCGGCUUUCAAAGAAGUCUCUUAUUCACUGUUCGCUGUGGGCUCUUUUUUAAAUUUCUACGGCAUGUAUUUUGGACUAUUUUAUAUCAACAGUUUUGCGCGCAAUAUUAUUGGAUUCUCAUCUGUCGAAUCCGUCAGCCUGUUACUUAUCACGAAUGCAAUUGGCAUACCGGUCAGGCCAAUCAUAGGCUACCUGGCAAAUACACAUUUUGGACCCAUCAACAUCUUUAUCCUCGCAACUACCUUUGUAGGCGUCAUGCUCUUUGUUUGGACGACAAUUACUAGUCGAACGAGCAUGUACGUCUUUAGCGUCUUUUAUGGCCUAGCAGUUAGUGCCAACCAAGGUACCUACGUUCCAUCGUUGGCAAGUUUAACACAAGAUCCUCAGAAGAUGGGGAUUCGAUUUGGCAUGAUCGAGACACUUUGUGCAUUCUCAACACUGGCUGGUCCUCCCACGGCUGGAGCAAUCAUUGAUCGAACCGGGCUCUAUGCUCCGGCUCAGAUUUGGGGUGGGUCGGUAAUGGUAGCUGCCGCUUUGGCCUUUGCAGCGGCACGCAUAUCCGUUACAGGGUGGAAGAUUAAAGUAGCGAUAUGA
This is a messenger RNA of Pochonia chlamydosporia 170, 1389 nucleotides long. RefSeq names its product major facilitator superfamily transporter. The transcript is spliced from 2 exons. Gene Ontology annotation, biological process: transmembrane transport. Gene Ontology annotation, cellular component: fungal-type vacuole membrane. NCBI's taxonomy places the organism in Eukaryota, Fungi, Ascomycota, Sordariomycetes, Hypocreales, Clavicipitaceae. Gene Ontology annotation, molecular function: transmembrane transporter activity. The record is from RefSeq and is a predicted model, not a curated record. The coding region runs from base 1 to 1389 and encodes 462 amino acids.